Molecule: messenger RNA, 1869 nt
Organism: Exophiala bonariae
Lineage: Eukaryota; Fungi; Ascomycota; Eurotiomycetes; Chaetothyriales; Herpotrichiellaceae
Exons: 1
Coding region: 1-1869 (622 amino acids)
Biological process (GO): transmembrane transport
Cellular component (GO): plasma membrane
Molecular function (GO): transmembrane transporter activity
Source: RefSeq, a predicted model, not a curated record
AUGGCAGAAACUUCAGAGAAACACUAUGAGGCAGGGACCGAGGGCCUGCGAACACAGAUCCCCUUAGCAGGCACCGAGACACAAACGGAACCUUCUUCACUCCAGAGUCACGAAUCGCUUGACAAAAGAUCAAGCCACGAAGGCGAGCCAACAUCUCCAACCUCACCAGCAGAUAAUGAUGUGCCCAUCGAGCAACAAUCAGGAGCUCCACUCGAGAAGACUGUGUCAAGAGCAGAUGGAUUCUCAAAGGCCAGGAUUGUAAUCAUCAUGUUCUCGCUCGGAAUGGCGCUCUUUCUGGCCGCUUUGGACGUCACCAUCAUCACCACCGCCCUCCCCACAAUCGCUCAACAUUUCAAUGCAUCCGCCGCAGACUACACCUGGGUUGGCAGCUCUUAUCUCCUCGCCAAUGCAGCCAGUGUACCUCUGUGGGGCAAGUUGUCUGACAUAUGGGGUCGCAAACCUAUGAUCAUUCUGGCCAACGUCAUUUUCAUGGCUGGCAGUUUGAUUGCAGGUAUUUCCAAUUCCAUAGGCCUCCUGAUCGGUGGACGGGUCAUUCAAGGCGUAGGAGGCGGGGGCCUCGUCAUCCUCGUCAACAUUUGCAUUGCUGACCUCUUCAGCAUGAGGGACAGACCAAAAUAUUAUGGUAUCCUAGGCGGCGUUUGGGCCAUUGCUUCCGGGGUUGGCCCAGUCAUUGGUGGCGGUUUCACUGAAGGCGUGUCAUGGCGCUGGUGCUUCUACGUGAACCUACCUUUGGAUGGAUUGUCUUUGAUCUUACUAAUAUUCUUCCUGAAAUUGGAAACACCAAGGACCCCAUUCGUCGCAGGAAUCAAGGCGAUUGAUUGGGUUGGUGUGAUUCUGAUUGUGGGUGGAGUAACCAUGUUUCUCUUCGGAAUGGAAUCUGGGGGUAUUACCCAUCCCUGGGAUAGUGCCUACACCCUCUGUCUUAUUAUAUUGGGCCUUUUCACCAUUGUCUUAUUCUUCAUCAACGAAGCCAAGUUCGCCAAAUACCCCGUUAUACCACUCCGAAUAUUCAACGACAGGUCAAAUCUGGCUUCGCUGGGAGUCUGCGCCGUUCAUGGUUUCGUCUUCAUCGCUAGCAGCUACUUCCUCCCAAUCUACUUCCAGACCGUUCUUUCGGCCAGUCCACUCCUCAGCGGAGUCUAUCUCUUCCCAACGGUACUCAGUCUGUCAUUCGCCUCAGCCGUGGUCGGAGUCGUGAUUAAGAAGACCGGCCGCUACCGUGAGCCAAUUUGGUUCGGGCUGGCAAUGAUGACACUUGGCUCCGGGCUCUUUAUCGACUUCGAUCCCAGCCCGAACUGGGCCAAAAUCAUCAUCUAUCAGAUCAUUGCAGGUAUCGGAGUCGGUCCGAACUUCCAAAGCCCCUUGAUCGCGCUGCAAAGCCAUGUCAAGGGCCACGAUAUUGCCGUAGCGACCGCCACAUUUGGCUUCACUCGCAACAUCUGGACCUCCAUGUCCGUCGUCCUCGGCGGCGUAGUCCUCAACAACCAACUCAGCGGCAAGCAAGCGUACCUCGCCCGUUUCCUCCCCGCAGACGUGGCGCAGCGACUGGCGAACUCCAGUUUCGGCGCAUCGGCCGACUAUGUCAGAUCUCUGCCCCCGGACCAGAAACAUGCCGUCAAUGUCGCCUACACCGAGAGUCUCAAGACCCUGUGGAUCUUCUACACCGCCUUUUCCGCCCUUGGCAUUUUGAUUAGUUUGUUCAUCACCAAGAAGGAGCUGAGCUCCCAGCAUGAGAAAGCUCGCACCGGUAUCGCCGAGCAGGAGCGCGUUCGCCUCGAGGAGAAGGAAGCCAGGCGGGCCAGGCGCAAUACUCUUGACGCCGAAGCGAACGCAAAAAGCGAAUCAUGA